Messenger RNA from Chaetura pelagica (chimney swift), 609 nucleotides. It is a transcript of the gene PPOX, whose product is annotated as protoporphyrinogen oxidase. The record is from RefSeq and is a predicted model, not a curated record. Gene Ontology annotation, biological process: heme biosynthetic process. The annotation marks the transcript as partial. The transcript is spliced from 6 exons. Gene Ontology annotation, cellular component: mitochondrial inner membrane. Lineage: Eukaryota; Metazoa; Chordata; Aves; Apodiformes; Apodidae. Gene Ontology annotation, molecular function: protoporphyrinogen oxidase activity, oxygen as acceptor.
CUAGGAGAUGGCACUGUCACAGCUGACCAUGUCAUCAGCGCCAUCCCAGCUGCAGCCCUGGCUGAGGCGCUGCAGACUGAGGCUGAGCCGCUGGCGCGGGAGCUGCGGCACAUCCCGGCCGUGUCGGUGGCCGUGGUCAACCUGCAGUAUGAGGGAGUCACGUUGCCUGUCACGGGCUUUGGGCACUUGGUGCCUUCCUCUGAGGAUUCUGCCCUCUUGGGCAUCGUCUAUGACUCAGUGGCCUUUCCUCAGCACGACGGCUCCAGCACCACUUCAGUGCGACUGACGGUAAUGCUGGGAGGAGCCUGGUUCCAGCAGAGCUUUGGGGACCCUGCCUUGGUGGCACCAGCGCUGCUGCUGCAGCGGGCACAGGCAGCCGUGCGGGAGCAGCUGGGCCUGGAGCCGGCCCCGACCCGCUCCAUCGUCCGGGUGCACCAGGCUUGCAUCCCCCAGUACACACUGGGCCACUGGCAGCGUGCAGAGCGCAUCAGCCGGUUCCUGGUGGAGCAGCAGUUGCCCCUCAGCCUUGUUGGGGCCUCCUACGCUGGUGUCUCCGUCAAUGACUGCAUCGCCAGCGCCAAGGCGGCUGUGGGGCGGUUGCUGGGGUAA